CCUUCACCUCAAUCCUACACCAGCCUCCGAACAACAAAGUACAGAUAGACACCUCAACUUCUACUGUCUUGGUGCUGCCUCAGUUCUCAUCAGCUCUACAUACUCGAUAUAUCGACCUCGUCCCGCAUCCACUCUCUGGUGCAUCCUUGUUGUGUCUAGGACUACGACGUCAUCCUUAUCAGCACACUAGGAGGAUCCAGUCCAGCAGCGUCCUGCCCACGAGGAUUCAGUCUGCACCACUCAAAUUACUCAUAUCGACUUUGUCAUCCUGAUCAGACAUAAUCAUCCAAAGUACUUCUGCAGCCAAUAAUCCUCAACAUCCACUGCGCGCACAAGGCAUUUUGACCUGCGCGCCAGCCUUCCCUCACCACAAGCCAAUCCAACCACGAUUCCUACCUGCGGCCUCGCAGAGUCUUUCAAGUUGGCUGAACUCGCCUCCUCCCGUUCUUCUUUCAUCCGUUCACUCCACAGCCCUGCUUUCUGGGCUUUCAUUGGAGUGAACAAGAAGCCCCCAUAAUUUGGGCUCAAAAUACGACACAACCUAUCCUGAACCCUCCAACUUAGCGCAUACUGGCUGCUACAUCCUCCAGCCACGACCAGCCCCUGGCCUCAGAAGCUGCUAUCACAGCUUCAGAUCUGGAGCCAACCAGCUGAACGUUUCUUGUUGCGGGCGGCAGACUGUCCGCUUCUGCCGUCCGCUUAGGUCCACCAUACAUUCGACCUUCGAACGAGGAUGGGAAUUCUCCCCUGAAUACCGGUUUCUGGUCUGCCAAGGGCCAGACCUUGUAACAAUAGGAAGAGGCUACCAAAGAGGUUAAAGAGGCUCACGUCCAACCAAUUAGAAGAAGGGAAAAAACAAUCCGAGCAACGUUGAGCAUCGACGGCUGGCAAAAUGUCGGAUCACGAAGAGACUACAAUUUCGUCGGGCUACUCGACACCCGUCCCGGAACUGGACGACCACAGGCCUCCCCCGCCUCAGUUGGGUGAUCGAGCCCGCCGUGGCACUUUUGACUCUCAGAUGGGCGAACGAAUCCGUCAUAAUUCGGAUGCCUCGCGAGGUGGCCAGCGUCACUCCAGCAUUCGCAUUCGUGACUUCGAGGAGGCCAUCAUCGACGAUGAUGCUGGAGAUGUCUCGCCGGUCGCUCGCCGUCAGCGACGCGGAACGGUUGACACGACGGCUGGAUCUCGCGACAGCUCACCGUCUCCGCCUAAUUCGGUCAAGGCGUUUGCCAUGGCACGUCGGAUGCCUGCGCUAUCCUUCUCAGCAGACGCUCGCCCCGACAAUGUCGAUCUCCAGCGCACCUUGUCGGUGACCAGUCACCACAGCCACCGCAGCAAGUCUCACACGAUGCGAGAGAGCGACGCUGGAAGUAUCAAAUCCAGCCGGUCUGUUGCAGAGGACGAUGUUUGCUUCCCACAGGAGACGCGCGGCGGUGCGGCCGGAUACAUCGACUAUGAGGACUUGGAAGACCUCAUCCGGUUGCAGAGGGAGCGUGAGGAACAAGAGCGCAGACGGUCUCUGGAUGCAAAGGACUCCCCAAAGUUGCAGAAGCAGGCCACCAAUGCCAGCCGCGUUCAAAUGGCAACCGCCGAUGGUGAUAUCAUGAUCAUGCCCUCUGGGUCCUCCAUCCAGGAUGAGAAGGCCGAGCACAAGCCUGCUCCCGUCAAAUCCGAGAUGGUCAAUGCCCAGCGAUUCCAGUUCUUCUCGACCAAUCUGGAACAGACUUGCUAUGCCAAGGAACUCGGCGGCCUCAUCUUUCCGGGAGAGGACAUUCGCACCUUGUUCACGCCUCCAGACGACGACGCCGACCACGUCUGGUGGCUGAAUGUCAACUGCCCGCUCGAAGAAGAAGUGCGAGGGAUCUGCAAGGCUUUUGGGGUCCACCCCCUCACCAUCGAGGACAUCAUCACCCAAGAAGCGCGCGAGAAGAUUGAGCUCUUCAGAUCAUAUUACUUUGCCAUCUUCCGAUCGUACACCGCUAUCCUGGAUGAGGAUGGCCAGCGCGAGUUCGAGCCUUUCAACAUGUUUGUCAUCGUGUUCCGGCAUGGCAUGGUCACCUUCAGUCACAAUCUCAACCCAAUCGCGUCCAUGGUUCGGGAUAGAAUCUCUUCGCUCAAGGAUUAUGUUGACCUCAGUUCAGACUGGAUCUGUUAUGCCAUUAUUGACAAUAUCAUCGAUAACUUUGGUCCGGCCAUCAACGAGUGCCAGAACGCUGCAGAGGCCCUAGAUGAUGAUGUCUACCGCGCGCGACCCGAUGACGAGGAGCACUAUCCGUUUCUGCCCAAGCUCGGCCACAUCCGCAAGAACAUUAUGGGAUUGAUGCGACUCCUGGGCGGAAAGGCUGACGUCCUGAAGGGCUUUACCAAGCGCUGCAACGAGAAUUAUCAGGUUACACCACGCAUGGAGGUUGGCCUCUACCUCGGCGACAUCCAGGAUCACGUUGUCACCAUGAUGAACACUUUGGGUCAUCUGGAGCGGAUGCUUUCACGUGCCCACAGCAACUACCUGGCUCAACUAUCUAUCGACAGCAUCACACAAGGCACACGAGCCAACAAAGUCCUCAGCAAGAUCACCUUCCUCGCUUCCAUCAUUGUGCCAUUGAACGUUAUCACUGGUCUCUUUGGCAUGAAUGUCACUGUCCCAUUUGAUGAUUCUGGCUCACUGGUGCCCUUCUUCAGCAUCGUGGGCGUCCUGGUUGGCUUCUCGGCCAUUUGCAUCAUCCUAGCACGGAGGUUCAGAUAUAUCUAGCUUGGAGGGAAUGAUGUGUGACAGAUGGGUUUUGUUCUUUACUUUUGUUUGGCUUUCUUGAUGGCAAUACAAGGUGGAUGGGCUAUUCUGGCCUGAUGAGUACUGGUGUCUGUGACCUGGUCGUUUUGACUUGGACAAUAUGUGCACGGAGAGAGAUGUAACUUCUUUUCUUCCAAUUUUGGAUGGUGUUUAAACUCCUUCAGCGAGCAAUCGUCUAGAGUAGACUAGAUAUUAGAGAGGUGCAGUGGUUAGAUUAGAGCCUACUAAUGGAUGACAAGCUCUUACCGAAG
Molecule: messenger RNA, 3039 nt
Organism: Cryphonectria parasitica EP155
Lineage: Eukaryota; Fungi; Ascomycota; Sordariomycetes; Diaporthales; Cryphonectriaceae
Exons: 2
Coding region: 893-2749 (618 amino acids)
Biological process (GO): intracellular magnesium ion homeostasis; magnesium ion transmembrane transport
Cellular component (GO): plasma membrane
Molecular function (GO): magnesium ion transmembrane transporter activity
Source: RefSeq, a predicted model, not a curated record